UUCUUCGAUCAUUUUGGCGGCUCGCAUUUCGCUCCGCGUAAUCUUCUUCAUUGACCCCCUCUAAGUCCGCGUGCUCCCGUGUUCAUACAGUCAUUUAAACCAUUCUUGAAGUUAUCGGUUUUCUUAUCUCCGUCUGCUUGAGCACUCUACAUCACAGUCAAAAUCUGCUUCGCCGGGGUUUAUGUCAGCUCAUUCGUUGAGCAAUGCAAAUUCGAUGUUUCAUGGUUUGCUUGCAAUGACGUUUCAUUGACAGCUCAAUCCUUGAUGAACUUUUCGGCCUCUGUGUUGUUCAUAUAUGGAUGACAAAAGCAUGCCUUCUGCAAUUAAACCUCACGGGACACGUUUUCUUCCGUUUGGUAGAGAAGAAUCUCUCUCCACUCUCACCUUUGGUGAUGUUCAUAGGCAGAUGGGGAAUCUUGGCAAACCUUUUAACGGCAUGACCUUAAACGAAUUACCUAGAGUUACACCAGCAGAGGAAGGCCUUCAGCUGCAGAAUCCAAAUUCGGCCCCUUCUGUCUUCCUCGGAAACUUCAACCUGAAUGAGACGCUGAAUAAGAAACCAGAGGAAGAUGUUUGGGGUGAGAUUGUGGAUACUGAGCAAGUCGGUUCUGUAAAUAACCAGACCCUUAAUCAAGAGAUAACUCUUGGAGAAACCACGCUCGAGAAUUUUCUCGUCGGUGCCGGUGUCAUCAACUUGGAUGUUCAAGAAAAUCCCAUCAGUCAGGAACCUGUUCAGGUAAUUGAUCCCAUGAUGGUGGUUUCGCAGCCGAUGGACUGGGUGCAACUUCACAUGGCUUCAGUCCAACAGCAGCAGCCAUUGGUAGUGCUUAAUUCGAAUUUCAAUGUUUCGAGUUCUACGUAUGAAAACCAAGGUUUUGAAACGGGUUACGCAGAGAGCCAAACAUCUCUGCCCAUUACAGCGCCAGCCAUAUCUGCGACAUCACCUGAUUCUCAGGGAUCUAGUGAAAAGAAGUGUAGAUACCCAGAUGAGGUCAUGGAUAAGACCGUGGAGAGGAGGCAAAAGAGGAUGAUCAAGAAUCGCGAGUCAGCCGCCAGAUCAAGGGCAAGGAAACAGGCCUACACCAACCAUUUGGAACAUCAAGUUCUUCGCUUGAGGAAAACAAAUAACUGGCUCAGGAAGCAGAAGGAACUGGAGUUGCUCUUUUGCUCGGGUUCAAGCUCCAUGCCCAAGUACCAACUGCGGCGCACCAGCUCAUCUCUCUUCUAGUAUAUACA
Molecule: messenger RNA, 1236 nt
Organism: Rhodamnia argentea
Lineage: Eukaryota; Viridiplantae; Streptophyta; Magnoliopsida; Myrtales; Myrtaceae
Product: ABSCISIC ACID-INSENSITIVE 5-like protein 3
Exons: 3
Coding region: 296-1228 (310 amino acids)
Biological process (GO): positive regulation of DNA-templated transcription
Cellular component (GO): nucleus
Molecular function (GO): DNA-binding transcription factor activity
Source: RefSeq, a predicted model, not a curated record